Molecule: messenger RNA, 5873 nt
Organism: Pseudophryne corroboree (corroboree frog)
Lineage: Eukaryota; Metazoa; Chordata; Amphibia; Anura; Myobatrachidae
Gene: PDE7B
Product: phosphodiesterase 7B
Exons: 12
Coding region: 461-1963 (500 amino acids)
Molecular function (GO): 3',5'-cyclic-AMP phosphodiesterase activity
Source: RefSeq, a predicted model, not a curated record
GUGUGCAGCCUGUGGUAUGUGAAUCACUAUCAUUUCCCUUGCAGCAGCAACAGCAGCCAGGAGCAGGCAGUACAGUGCGCCUCAGAGGCUCAGUAGCUCCCCCUGACCAGCUGAGGAAGCCACCGGGCACACAGACCUGUGAGGCAUACGGGAUACAGCGGGGUGCAGACUUCCCGGGGGGUAGCGUCUCUCUCAGUCCCUCUGACCUUGGGUGCAGCGAGCCGGGCACAUGUCGCUAAGCGGGGCUACACAUGCAGGAACCCCGAGAGAGGAGAAGAGAUGAGAGAAGACGAGGGAAGGCAGCAAUGUACUAAUACGCCGCCUCCCGCGGUCGCUGUGUAGGAAUAGCUAUUACCAUAGAAGUGACUGGGUGACACUGCUCUGCCUUCCCUGUGACGGAGUGAGGGGGGCUUCCCCUGGAUACGCCGGUGUGGCAGCAGCCCGGUCGGCGGCGGCCAGGAUGCCAGUGCUGGACACAUGCUAUAACUCGGCGGCAGCGAUAAGCAGGAGCUGGAGGACAGGUGAGGUGCUAGCACCGACUUUCAUGGGUAGUUUGCCAGCAGCCUUCCACCCGGGGACCCUGUCCUGCGAGCUGCCGGAGAUUAUAGAGAUGGUGAAGCUCCUGUGGAAGUCUAAGAACGGACUGCAGAGUGGGAAACAGAGGGGUCUGCUGGCCAACGAAGAUGCCCUGCCCGGGCUGCCAGGAGAUGCUCGAGUAAGAGGUCCAACAGGGUUUCUCUCUGAACGCCGUGGCUCUUAUCCUUUUAUUGAUUACCGGCUUUUGAACAAUACAGCACACUCAGGAGAAAUUGGCACUAAGAAAAAAGUAAAGAGACUCUUGAGCUUUCAGAGAUAUUUUCAUGCAUCAAGGCUUUUACGUGGAAUUGUGCCACAAGCCUCACUGCACUUAUUGGAUGAAGACUAUCUUGGCCAAGCACGGCAUAUGCUAUCUAAAGUGGGAAUGUGGAAUUUUGACAUCUUCCUGUUUGACCGCCUGACAAAUGGUAACAGCCUAGUAACAUUGCUGUGUCAUCUAUUCAACGUCCACGGGCUUAUCCAUCACUUCCAGCUGGACAUGGUGAAGUUGCACAGAUUUUUAGUUAUGGUACAAGAAGACUAUCACAGCCAAAAUCCAUAUCACAAUGCUGUCCAUGCUGCAGAUGUCACACAAGCUAUGCACUGCUAUUUGAAAGAGCCAAAGCUUGCCAGCUAUCUCACACCUCUGGAUAUAAUGCUUGGGCUGUUGGCAGCCGCAGCACAUGAUGUGGAUCAUCCAGGAGUUAACCAGCCAUUUUUGAUAAAAACUAAGCACCACCUUGCCAGCCUUUACCAGAAUACAUCUGUUUUAGAGAACCACCACUGGAGGUCCACUGUUGGCAUGUUGAGAGAAUCAAGGCUAUUAGCACAUUUGUCAAAGGAAAUGACGCAGGAUAUCGAACAGCAGUUGGGCUCCUUGAUACUAUCAACAGAUAUAAAUCGUCAGAAUGAGUUUCUUAGUCGGUUUAAAGAUCACCUUGACAACAAAGAUCUCAUCUUGUCUGAUCCAGACCAGAAGCAUUUUAUGUUACAGAUUGCCCUGAAGUGUGCUGAUAUCUGCAAUCCUUGCCGUGUGUGGGAGCUGAGCAAGCAGUGGAGUGAAAGAGUCUGUGAAGAAUUCUACAGACAAGGAGACCUUGAACGGAAGUUUGGCCUAGAAAUAAGUCCACUUUGCAAUCAACAAAAAGAUUUAAUUCCUAGUAUACAAGUUGGCUUCAUAACCUACAUUGCAGAGCCAUUGUUUGUAGAGUGGGCAAGAUUUACUGGAGACACUCCUCUAUCUGUAAAUAUGCUAAAUCACCUCAGGAAGAAUAAGUCCAAGUGGAGAGCCCUGUUACACAAGCAGCGCAGCAAGAGCAAUGAUUGCUUGGGACCAGUAACUGAAGGCAAAGAAGACCAAAAGAUCAGUGAAGGUGGAGCUCCUUAGUGACAAUGUCUUCACUGUAGCAUUGCUGUCCUUUUCUUUGCUGCUUUCAAUGAAGUGGGAUUCAUAUAAAGCUCAGAUGGGCUGUUGUUGCUUUUCACAACAGGUUUAUGGAAGAUGAGAAGAUAGCAGAGUAUAGUUAUCUGGAGAGUGGUGACCAUAUUCUGCUCAGUCUGGUAUUCUAAUAUAUCAGCCUUGGAUAUCUGAGUUUGAGCAAGACCUACACCCCUGAUUUCCAGUGAUCAAAAUUGACUAAUGACAAAUGAGGACACAUGGAUAGGUGGAUAUGUUCCUGGAUGAACUUUGCAACCAGAAUAUGCCAUAUCCAAAGUAAUGUAGCAGCAUAUAGCACUUUUAGACUACUUUUCAGAGCUUAGUGCAGCUACCCCAACCUCUGGAUUACCAACGCCACCACAACCACAAGAGUAAACACAGAACCACAAAACCACCACCAGCAUCAACUGGACUCAGAAGAGAUAUGUCUGAGAAGACAACUUUGUAAUAUUAUUAUCUAAAAGAUCACAAACAAGAUAUUCUUUUUUUAUUUUUACAUUUUAUAUUCUCUAGACCAGAACAAAAUGUAAGUUUGAAUGAAGCACUACCCUACAAAUGUACAGACACUUUUGAAUGUUUUCACACCACUUUCGUAGUGUGUUUGUGCAAAAAGAAAGCAAUGGCCACAUAAACUGUUGGCUGGACCUGUUUUGCUUUUUAUCUACACAUGGCCAGUGCUCCGUCUGUAUGCAGGGGGUUUAUAAAUGUAAUUACAACAGAUGUAUUUUUGCAUCUGCACUGUUUUCUGUGUACACUAAGCUACUGAUCCCCAUGCCAAAAUACUGACGCUUUGUGAUAACUGCUAUCUGUACAGAUAUUGGCACUGUGAACAGAAUACUGUUACUCUUCAACAUAUAUAUUAUAGCAUCUGUAAAUAUAGUACAUAGUCUAUUUCUAAUAGAUCGCUCAUUUUAAGGCCUUAAAUUGUAAAUUGUCAUGUAUCAAUUGUUAUAUUUUCAACAUAAUUCACCAAUGCCUUUUGUCAGUUACUAAGUCACUAAGAAACCAGAUAGUAGGGAUCAUUUAUUAACAAUGCCUUUAGAUACAAAACUUGCACACAUUCACAGCAGUUGUCUGUCCCGUUCACAUUAGACAUUGUCAGUGAGUUUCUGAUUAGUUGCUGUGGUCUAGUGGAAAUGUUGUACUAACAUGCAAUUUUAGUAACAAGACUCUAGAGAUUGUUUGCAGUGUUGUACUUCAUAACAUUCCACAAAAUAGGUUAUGUACUAAUAGGGGAUAGAUCUUAAAAGAUCACUGUAGUUGGAGUUGACUUCAUCAUAGGAUUCUUGGUAGUUUCCAGAUGAAACAGACCAAAAAUGAACCCAAUCUAGCACAGUUCCUGACCUUUUAAUAAAAUCUUAGCCUGAGAUAAAUUAACACUUUUAAGCAAUCUACAAAAAAAACAACAAUGAAAUUAAUACAUCAACAAACUCUGCAUGGUUCCACUGUACAACUUAUACACCGUGAGAAACUCAGCAGGUCUAAUACUAUACUGUGCGGCUACUACACCAAGAGACACUGCAGCCCCAAUACUAUUAUGUAAUGUGUAGCUACUAUACCAAGAUACACUGUGCAGCUCCAACAUCACGGAUCACUGUGUAACUACAAAACCAUGGGCUAGAUGUACUAAACCCUAUAAAAUAAACCAAAAAAUUAAGUUAUUGCCCAUAGCAACCAAUCAUACUCUAACUAUAAUUUAUCUUGUACAGCUUAGAAAAAAAUAGCUUGGAUCUGAUUAGUUGCUAUAGACAACACCCCCACUUUUCUUUUUUAGGAGUUUUAGUAAACCUAUACCUAUGAGACAUUAUGCAGCUCUAGCUGUAUCAGGAACUCUAGAACUACCAUCUAUAGAGGAGCACUGGCAGCAAGACCUAAGAGUAUAGUGUCUUUUUUGUGGAAUCCUGCCAUUAAUUGCACAUAGUUGCUAUCUUAACUUCAGCACACCCUUUCUUUCUAUAGAAUUAUAGAGGGCUGAGCGGUGCAUACCACAAGCUGGCUGAGUGACGAAAACAAAGAGAGUAGUAUUUAGGAAGACGAAGAUUUAUUUAAAAAAUAUUUUUAUUAGUCCUUUCAUGACAGUAUAUUAAGAACCAUUAUUUUUUAGUCUAAUAAUGAUGAGACAUGUAACAAAGCAUCUUUCAUACACAAGCUACUGACCUACUCUGUUUAACUUCUUUUGCCUUCUACAUGAAAUCAUUAAAAAAAAUGAAUAUGCCUUGUGGUUCAAUGUACCCAUUGUAUACCAUUUUGUUUAUCAUGUGUAUUUGUUGUUUUAUUAUCAAAUUCAUGCACGUUUUCUGGUUAAUUUUUGCUUGAGGUGGUUAUAGUAUACAUUCAUAUUUUAUAGCGAAGUCUUAGCUUCAUUUUCAGAAAUGCAUGUGUCCCAUUAACUUAGUUCUACCUGUGUUAUGAUGAUGAAAAUAAUUAUUUUGUAUUGUGUAGUACACAAGAUCUGUUAUGAUUACAAAAUCCCCAGUAAAAAUAAGAUGAAAGGAAGAAAAAAAUACCAGACCCUACUAGAGGAGAUUUCCACCCAAUAUAUUUCUUGCACCUUACCCAAUAAUGGUAUCAAAAUGAUUUGAAAAACAUUGUUAAAACAUUUUUGCUGUCUAAAAAUUAAAAAAAUAGCUUUUAAAUCCUCCAGCUUUUUACAGCAUAUCCGCAUUCCAUAGUGAGCCUUGAUGGGAACAUCUGUAAGUGAAAUGGGUUGUCUUAAAUUAAUGAGAGCUGGUAAGGGGUUGGGAGAGCAAUCAUGGAUUGGUUCUAAAAGAGUUACAGUAUGUGGGCUACAUUCUGCAUUGGUCAAGAAUAUCUGUCGCUUACAUGCUUUAUACGAAGCAUAAAGUGGAUGGGAAAAGUAAUAAUUAUGAAUCGUGAAUUGGGAAUGUGAAAUUUAAAAACUGGAUCAUAAUAUAAAAGUGUACGUUUUCAUAUAUGUAAGCAUUAUUUAUAUAAGGGUAAAGAAAAAGCAUACAAAGGUUCUUAUCUGCCAUCAGAUUCUCUGUUUCUAAGUCAUUUAUCUCCACAUUGACUUCCACUGGUCAUUUUUAGCCAUCAAAGCGCAUAUAAAGUUAUUGUUUUUUAAUUAAAUUUUUACUUCAAUCAGUGAAUGCCUCAUGGAGGAAAAAAAAAUAAAUGUUUGUACAAUUAGGUUUAAUAAGUAUGAUAGUAUCUGCUACUAUAUCUUGCCUUAUGGCAAACUGAUGUAUUAGACACUACAGAAGCACCCACAUCAUGCUUCACCAGCCACAGGUAUAGUAUGCUGUUAUGAGUAGUGCAGCCACAGUUAUUAUGAAGACUGUCAGAAAAUAAUGGGGUAGAUUUGUCAAAGCUUGGAGAGAGAGAAACUAAUAACCAAUCAGCUCCUCCCUGUUAUUUUUAAAAUGCAGCCCUUAACAUGGUAAUUAGAAACUGAUUGGUUGGUACUUUAUUUCUGUCCACAUCAGCUCUCUCCUAGCUUUGAUAAGUCUUACCCAAUGUUUUGUAUGAAAAUCAUACAACUGUGUAUCUAGGUUACCAGUCUGUGAUUUAUCAAGCAGAUGUGCAUAUCUGCUAAACCAAGUUUGUGAUGCCCAUUGUCUGAGUAGGUAUACAGUAUAUACAGUAUAUAGAUAUUUAUGGAUGCCUAACAGUUUAAUACACAUAAGUCUGAAACUAUUAUUUCAACAAACUCACUACAAAAGAAACAUUUGAUGUGAUGGAUUUUGAUUUGCAGAGUAAUAGUUUCAGUUGCCAAAAUAAGUACAUUAUUAUUAUUAUUAGCAGUUACUUAUAUAGCGCCAGCAUAUUCUGUUGCACUUUAUAUGUUUCACGUCUAAUAAUAUGUAUUUUUAUUAAUAAAAAAGUAUUUUUUUCAAUA